Messenger RNA from Phytophthora nicotianae INRA-310, 126 nucleotides. RefSeq lists its product as hypothetical. NCBI's taxonomy places the organism in Eukaryota, Oomycota, Peronosporomycetes, Peronosporales, Peronosporaceae. The coding region runs from base 1 to 126 and encodes 41 amino acids. The record is from RefSeq and is a predicted model, not a curated record. The transcript has 2 exons.
AUGGAACUGAGCAAAUUGGACAAAGCGAUGCUGUUCAAGAUACCAACAGAACAGGACAUUGCUCGAAUUCAGAUUACAGCAUCACAGCAGCUUCAACAAAAUGCCGACGGAGGCGUUUUAAGGUGA